AUGUAGAAAAUAUUAGAAAACGAAUUUGAUUUUUCUUGUAUUUAAUAGCAUGGACUUCCAAUAUGCGCUUUAAUAUUAGAUCCUAAAUUAAAUGCAAAAGAGAGAUUGUUAUGUUCAUAAUGCAUUAAUAAUUUAGAAAAAGAGGAAAAUAUUUUAGGGUGGAGAAAAGUUAUAGAUAGGAUGAAAUCUCAUUUGGAGGAUAAGUAUUAAAUUAAUUCAAAACUUAUUUCAUCUUUAUUACUAUUGCUAAAAUAGAUGAAAAGUAACUUGGAAUAAUUAUAGGAGUCCAUGAUGAAUCAAUUACAAAAUAUAGAAGAAAUAAUUGAUAAAUGGAAAAAAGAAUUGUAAAAGGAAACAAACUUAUUAGAAAGUCAUUAAAUUCUUGAUGAAUUAGAUUAUCUUUUUGGAAAUUAAUAAUCAAAAGUUAGUUUUGAAGAAUAACUAUUAAGAGAAUUGAAAAAAAUUAAUUCAAACCAUAUUGUUAAAAUAUAAUAGGAGAUGAAAUUUUUUAAAAAGUUUGAAUAAUACAAAAUAUGUUUAAAUAUAUUAAAUUCUAUCAAAGAAUAAAAAUAUUAUUCACAAACAUAUUAAUAAAUAAACUAGAUGGAAAAUGAAGCCGAAAUUAAUAACAAUGAAUAAUCAGAUUUCUUUAAGAAUUCAUCAAAUAAAAAAAUAGAUUAAGACAUCAUCAAAUCAAAUACUGGUUAAUUUGUCUAACAAUAAGUAAUUUCAAACUAAUAAUAAGAUUAUAGUAAUUAAAUAAAAUAAGAUAAUAAUUUGAAUAAAUAAAGCUAAUAUGAAUAACAGUAUGAAUAAAGGCAAAUUUAAUAAAGGAAAGUAGAAAUUAUUGAAUUAAAAUAAGGAUUAUCGUUACCUUUAAUAAAAUUAUAAACAAAUAAGGAUGGAGAUCCAUAGUAUUAAUAUGAAGGAUAAUAAAGGAAUGAUAAAAUUUAAUAUAAAAAAAUUAUUUUUAUUGGUUAAAGAGAUGAAGGAAAGACAACCUUAUUAAAUGCAUUUGUUAAUUAUUACUUUGGAAUUACUUGGGAUGAUAAUUUUAGAUUAAUUGUCGCAAAUUAAGUUUAAACUACUGAUAUAUCACACUAUUAUAUUGAACCUUUUAAGUUAAGAAAAUUCGGAAUACAUUUGAUAGAUACACCUGGAAAUUAUGGUUAAAAUGAUAGAUAGACUAUUAAUAAAGUAUCUACAUUCAUAUAAGAUAAUUAUAAUACAAUCGAUAUCAUUGUUGUAUGCUUUAAAGCUACUAAUGUAAGAUUGAAUGUAGAAGCAAAUUAAAUGUUGCAAUCUAUUGUUUAAAUAAUUGGAUAAUAGAUAGCAAGGAAAAUUAUUGUUGCUCGUACAUUUUAUUCAGGAGGAGGAGAAGUUGAUCAAUCAAUAUUAACAUCGGAAUAAAGUCCAUUUUAUUAAUUAUCACAAUAUUUAAAUGAAGAUUUUAGUCUUGAAUUUAAUGCUUAAUCCAUAGUCAAAAUAACACAAAAUCAAAGUGCAAAAGUUUAUCAUGACAUUAGUAUUUCAAAUUUCAAAAAAAUUGAGAAUUUAAUAAUGUCUAAUAUUUAUAAUAUUAAUUAAAAAGGUAUAAAUUCAAUUUCAAAUUAAACUCAAUAAUUGUAAAAAUUUAAUAAUGUCGAUUCAUAUUCAGAAGUUUAUUAAUCAAGUUACAAUUAAUUAAAACUCUUAUUUCUAUAGAACCUUAAGGUUUAUUUUAGUAACUAAAAACAACCUGAAAAUAAUUAAUAAUAAUUGAUUUAUGCAGAAUUAUAGAAAUAUUCAUUAUACUAAGUAUGUGCAUUAAAUUGUAAACAAUGUCAAAUAACUUGUUUUGUUGGAUUCAAAAGCUUGUUAGUCGCAAAUGAUUUCUUGAAUAAGGAGAUUAAUGGAAAAUGUUAUUGUGGGUGUUCAAUGCAGAACAUGAUCGCAAUGAAUGAAUAAUGGUUUUAUAAAGAGAAUAAUGUAUAAUACUGGAAAGAUAAUUAAGGUUGUAUUAAGAUAUUAUAUGAAUAUCUAUAUAAACUUUUUUAGAGGAAAGAAAAGAAAGAUUAGUCUUAGAUCAAUGAAUAAUAGUUUAUAGAAAUAUUAGAGAAAGAAGAAUAUUAAAAUUAAUAGAUAAUCCAAUAAUUUAAAAUGAUUUUCCUUUAGUAGAUCCAAAAACAGUAAAUAUAAUCAACUCCCAUUGUUAAUUAAUAAUCAAAUUAAGUCCAAUAUAAUUAAUAUAAUCAAAAUAUUAGCAGUUCAUCUUCAAAUCAAAAUUAAUAAUAACAGAAUAAUUAAGCAAGUCAAAAAUCAAGUAAUGGAAAAAAAAAUAACUGA
This is a messenger RNA of Paramecium primaurelia, 2325 nucleotides long. The record is from the annotation of a GenBank genome assembly. NCBI's taxonomy places the organism in Eukaryota, Ciliophora, Oligohymenophorea, Peniculida, Parameciidae.